Messenger RNA from Eremomyces bilateralis CBS 781.70, 432 nucleotides. RefSeq lists its product as uncharacterized. The transcript has 2 exons. The coding region runs from base 1 to 432 and encodes 143 amino acids. The record is from RefSeq and is a predicted model, not a curated record. Lineage: Eukaryota; Fungi; Ascomycota; Dothideomycetes; Eremomycetales; Eremomycetaceae.
AUGCAUAUCCAACUCCCUUCCCCUACGUCACCCUCACAGGUGUUCAAAUCAUCCAGUCGACGAUCCCCCCUCUCACCAUCCACCGUAAUCCCCCCUUCCAUCAGUGUCCAGAACUCUUCCGCAACGAGACACGAAGCCGGCUCGCCAACGAAAGCGUCCGUCUUGCUCUCAAAAGUGGCGUCGAGCCCCGGAUCAAGACGACGUACUCCGGCGUCAACACCGCUACCGACUCCGCCGGCGAGGGAGAGUGAACGUCAGAUAGAUUCAUUGCACAUGUUGCAUAAUGAGCAGCAUUCGUCGAGCGAUGAAGGACGAUGGUCGAUCCGAGAAAAGAGAGAUGGCUAUGUCAGCUUCCCCGACUUCGAGCAGUACCAGCAAUCGUUCGACUCGCAAGAUUAUGGGGACAACGAAGAAAACUAUGAUCAAUCGUGA